Molecule: messenger RNA, 330 nt
Organism: Laetiporus sulphureus 93-53
Lineage: Eukaryota; Fungi; Basidiomycota; Agaricomycetes; Polyporales; Laetiporaceae
Exons: 2
Coding region: 1-330 (109 amino acids)
Source: RefSeq, a predicted model, not a curated record
AUGUCCGAAGAUGUCUGCCUCUCGCUGGGGCUUAUUUACGAUCCAACAAUAAAGCUCAACAUGCAGUCUGCAAACAGAGAAGUUGACCAGUUGCUCGAACUGGUUCGCAAUGUACUGUUCCAAGUCGGAGAUAUUGUCCUCUACUUCAUUCAGGGUGGUACCAUUCACAGCAAGGAAGAAAUGUUGGAUGCAUUGGAAGCCAGAUUGAAGGAGAUGCAUCAGUCGGACAACCAAGGAGAAGAGGAACUGGAUAAAGAACAAAAAGAUGAGGAGUCAGGGGAUGAAGACAAAGGACUGAAAGACCAGUACGACGCAAACGAGUCAGAAUAG